AUGGCCGCUCCAUCCUCGGUGAGCGCCCAGGGACGGGCCAUAGUAGACCCAUACCCCUCUACAACCCUCGAGUAUAUAUACCAAGAUCUCGAGCAGUGUAUUCGCGCAAUUGAAUCAGCGGCGACCAGCUUCAUAGAUGGUUCUCGAGCGGAUGGGCCGUGGAUUGUUUUCUACGACGUUGAUAAACGUGCAUUUGACGAGAUUCGCAACUCUGACCACGAGAUGUUGACUAUAUGCACAAAAUUCUUCGACCCGAACACAGAGGUUCUCAUUCUAAAGAUGGAAUCACUUUGGCAUAGUUCAGCGGCGAUGGCGGUAACGAGAUGGAUCGAUCAAAAGGCACAUGCCAUGAACGUCGGGUCCGAAUUACUCUUUACUGGAACUGGAAAUUACAAACUCACCGUCUUUGAUGACAAUGGGGUCCCCUCGAUGCAUGACGGAAUUUUGGCGACAAUCCAAAAAAGAGCAGAUCAGGUAAUUCACCCAUUCGCCGUUCCUCCACCUCGGUCAAUGAAAUGGCCCACAUUUAUUCUCGAAGUCAUCUAUACCGAGUUAAGAUACAAGGUCGAACAAGACAUGAGGCUAUGGCUUCAAGCUUCGCAAGGGCAAGUCGAGUUUGCGAUGACUGCAGACCAUCCGGACCGAGUUAUCGCAGCCCCAGUUCAAAAAAUGUGGAUCGAAAAACCACGACCGUCUACCCAAGAUCCUAUCAUUGGUGGGGGGUUCGAGAUACCCUUCAGAAGCCUUUUCCUCCGAGAUCCCCUAGGUAACGAGGACGAUUUCACCAUGACUCAUGAGGAUAUCACGAGGCUCGCGAGGGAUAUCUGGAGGGUAGAAGCAAUCCUAGCUACCGAGAAAGAGUAG
Messenger RNA from Penicillium mononematosum, 864 nucleotides. RefSeq lists its product as uncharacterized. The record is from RefSeq and is a predicted model, not a curated record. Bases 1 to 864 code for a protein of 287 amino acids. NCBI's taxonomy places the organism in Eukaryota, Fungi, Ascomycota, Eurotiomycetes, Eurotiales, Aspergillaceae. The transcript has 2 exons.